Molecule: messenger RNA, 2652 nt
Organism: Hemibagrus wyckioides
Lineage: Eukaryota; Metazoa; Chordata; Actinopteri; Siluriformes; Bagridae
Gene: lztfl1
Product: leucine zipper transcription factor-like 1
Exons: 9
Coding region: 225-1010 (261 amino acids)
Biological process (GO): negative regulation of protein localization to cilium
Cellular component (GO): cytoplasm
Source: RefSeq, a predicted model, not a curated record
CUGUCAGGUAGUAGCGCAGUGACGCUAUUCCGUUGCCAGGAGCAACUUAAAUAGGCUGGGGGAGAAAGGCAAGACAAAUAACGUAGCUAAUUCGCGUUUACUAAUAUACCAGACAAAAACUAGAAUUCACGGUUCAGUGCCUGAUUGUUCCCCAUGUUGGCACACUAGUUCGCACUCUGACGUCUGUAUUUUCCUGCUUAGAGUCGCAUUUACAUCUUGGUGCCAUGGCUGAUUUUGGGUUCAGCGAACAUCACCAGAACGAGGUCAUAAACUAUAUGCGCUUUGCUCGCUCCAAGAGGCUACUGCGACUCAAGACUAUUGACUCGUGCUUUCAGGAACUCAAAGACAGCAGACUUGUUGAGGAGACAUUUACAGUGGAUGAGGUGUCAGAUAUGCUGGAUGGGCUGCAGGUGGUGGUGCAUGGAGAGGUGGAGAUGGAGCUCAUCAACACCGCCCACACCAAUGUCUUGCUCCUUCGUCAGCUCUUUUCCCAAGCUGAGAAGUUCUACCUGAAAUUGCAGACUGAUAUCUCAGAGCUGGAGAGCAGAGAAUUACUGGAACAAGUAGCAGCAUUUGAAAAGACUGAUUUUAAAUCCAUCAUCAAGGUAAAUCAAGAAUCAAGCAAACCCAAAUUAGCCCCACUGAAUGAGGGAGGAGUGUCAGAACUACUCAACAAGGAAAUUUCCAGAUUACAAGAGGAGAAUGAUAAACUGAGAGCUAGACUCAGAACAUUGGAAAGCCAGGCCAUGAGUGCCCUAGAUGAGAAGUGUGAGGUUGAGAGGGCCCUAAAUGACCUUCAGAAAAUCCAGGGAGAUCAACAGCACACCAUUCAUGCUCAGGAGAUUUCUAAACUGGAAGACACUGUAGCAGCCAUGCAGAUAAAUUUUGAGAAGACACUCAGUGCCAGUUCUGCAUCACAGAAGGAGCUACAGGACAGCCUGGUGUCAGCUAAACAUGAGCUGCUCCGUGUUCAAGAUCAGCUCACCCUUGCUGAGAAGGUACGAGUCUGAUGAGUGAUGUGAUGGACUAUAGAAAAUGGCUUGUGUAAAGGGGUUUUACAGGCUUUGAACAGUUUUGUCCACAACACUUGGAAAGGGACCAAAGAAUGAAAGAAAAGAUGGACAAAAAGGAAGUUUUUUUUAAAUAAUAAAUUAAUUGAUAUUUGCAAGCUUUUCUUUUAAUAAAAUUAUUGCUGUGCUUUAGGGAUGAGCUUAUUGAAUAUGUGCAGUAUGUCUUGUGAACUAUAUGUACAAUUAUUAUAUAUACUUUUAUUUGUAGAUGAAUAGUAGUUUUCCACACCACAUUAUUUACCUCUAAACAUUUUGUAAAAGCUCAAGCCCAUUCACAAACAAUGACAGACUGUCAUUAAUAAAGCGUGUUCCUGGGAGCUUAUGAACACUAUAUCUUGUCAUCAAGAAAAAAAAACACUUUUAGGGUUCGUCAUAAUGUAUCCCUCAUGAGUCAAUUUUAAACAAACAGUAUCAAAAUGUGCAGCAAUAGGUUACCCCAUUUGGUUAUGCUUGGAGAAUUUCUUUUUCAAAAUCUUUGUGUGAUUUAUGCCAUGAAAAAAAAAGUAACUUCUUAGAGGAACAAAUUUUCAAAAAAUUAAAAUCCUGUUAAAGUAAAAAUCCACAGAGGUUUUCUUUCAUAUGAUGUAAGUGAAGUCUAUGGGGAGGUUUAGAUUGUAUGGGGCAGUUUUUGUAUAUGCAUAUCAGAGACAAAAAGUGUAUUUUCUUCUUCAUUUUCCUCUAAUUAAACUAUUAGUUCUCAUCCAUGAGCACCCAAGAAUUGCCUUCCAUUGUGAUGGUUCUGAUGUGUGAACAGAGGAAACUAGAGACAGGCUUGAGGAACUAAAAAGAUGUGCUUUGUUUUACUUUUGCUUUUCAGCUGUAUUACUUAAAUGCACACUACCAUACAUUGACGCAUGGCUCUGUAAACUCAGCUCUGUCUCCUUUCAAAGACAGGGACUCAUUUAAAGUUUUUUAGCAUACCACAGAGUCCAUAAAGCUAGAUAAAUUAUGAUUUGUGGGUCUCUGAAUUCUGAAAAUAAGCAUAGCAGGCUAAUGUAAUAAUCAGAUAUGUUUUAGUGCCAUGAGUGAACAGGAUAGUUGUCCACUUAUGAUCCGACCACUCAAGAUGGCUGUUAAUGACUGGUGUGAAUGGGGCCUAUACUUUUGAGCAUGUGAGCACAUACACAUGCUUCCUUCAUGGUGUGAUACAAACCACAUUUUAUUUGUCAGUUUAUACAUGUUGACUGCCGGCAAUUCACACGACAGGGACAUUACAAAUUUGGCCAUUACAAAGCUUUGGCCCCCUCAAGAACCCAUUUGUUUAAUUGGGCAUAGAUGGGCCUGUUGCCAUUGUCUGUGUCUUUAUGACUGGCAAAUGGUGGUUUGUGUCUGUGCCACCUACAUCUGCAACUGGAACUCCCAAAUUUUGGUGUUGUGUUCAAAAAGCAGAAUUAAUUUGUCUACAUACAACUGGCUCAGCAGAACUUUCACCAAUCUAUUGUUGUAUUAAUGAUUAUUAAUAUUUUAAUAAUAAGAUUAUUAAUACUUGUGUUGUGUGUUAUAUGGCUAAUGAAUAAUUUAAUAUGUGCAAAAUAUUUCAUCAGUUAUAAAUAAAAUAGUUUACAUGAGCAGUGAGCGUUAA